Mytilinidion resinicola is the source of this 342-nucleotide messenger RNA. RefSeq lists its product as uncharacterized. The record is from RefSeq and is a predicted model, not a curated record. NCBI's taxonomy places the organism in Eukaryota, Fungi, Ascomycota, Dothideomycetes, Mytilinidiales, Mytilinidiaceae. The transcript has 2 exons. The coding region runs from base 1 to 342 and encodes 113 amino acids.
AUGCAGCUACCAACCACAACUCUUAGCCUCUUCCUAUCGCUCCUAGGCUACGUCUCCGCCUACAACAUCUGGACAUGCUCGGAACCAAACUUUGGGGGGGAGUGCCGACUCAUCACCACCGGGUGGGGAGGAUGUAACGACUUGGGCGACUGGGGCAAGCAGAUAUCGUCAAUCGGUCCUGAUAGUGGAGGCUGGUGCGACUUUUGGCCAGCCGGGAGUCCGUCAUGUCAUACAACGGCCGGAUACUGGAAGUACAUCACGUACCCGGGCAUCGCAGAUCUGGGGGCGGAUGCGCCUGCUUUGAAUAAGAACGUCGGGACCUAUUAUUGCUAUGCAAGUUGA